Molecule: messenger RNA, 375 nt
Organism: Microthlaspi erraticum
Lineage: Eukaryota; Viridiplantae; Streptophyta; Magnoliopsida; Brassicales; Brassicaceae
Source: the annotation of a GenBank genome assembly
AUGGCAAAGAUCUCCUUUGUUCUUCUCGUUGUCACCCUUAUUGUCUUCUUACAUGUUUCUGAGGCUCAACGUCCCGUAAUUUUUGACGAACAAGUACUUCAAAACGACUUGCAUCAAGCCAAAGACUUGAUCGAGAAGGACUUGAAAGAGAAGGAAACGAACAUUAAAAACUUAGAGAGUGAAAUGCAUAUGUUAACCAGAUCUGAGAUGAUGUUGAAUCAGCUUGGAGAGGCUGACAAAAAUGGUCAGAAUCUAGAGCGUUUCCAGAAAACUCUUAAGAAAUUCAACAGGAGGAUCAUUCGAGCGCCUGAGGAAGCGAGAUUUACAUCCGUAAUCCAAUCCAUUUUACAAGAUUUGGGAUUAAACAGAAGCUGA